This is a messenger RNA of Blastomyces dermatitidis ER-3, 4374 nucleotides long. RefSeq lists its product as uncharacterized. NCBI's taxonomy places the organism in Eukaryota, Fungi, Ascomycota, Eurotiomycetes, Onygenales, Ajellomycetaceae. Bases 1635 to 4031 code for a protein of 798 amino acids. The transcript has 2 exons. The record is from RefSeq and is a predicted model, not a curated record.
CGUAGUUAGAGGUUGUGCUGCUGCGUCCCUCGUAGCACUCUCGGAUCCCUUAGUCGUCCCUUGGAAGCCAACAUUGGGACGAGGGACUGGGUACGUCUGUGAUAAGAUUUUUCAGUCAGUGGAGAGUAAUCGCGCGAGUUGCUGGCUUGCUCUCCUACUACUUGGUCAUGCCAGGAUCAUCUACUCCAUCCGGCUACCUUUCUGCACUUCAGACCGCGAAGCGAAUCCCAUCGGCAGGGACGUACUAUUUCUUGCAAUGCCCAGCUAUGUUGAUCGCCCCAAAGAACUCAUUGCAUGUCGCUGGCGACCAUCAGUGAUAUCAGGAUUUCAUUUGCAGUAACCACUCCCGGGCCCAAACACUGCUAGAAACUAUGAUCGGGUUGUUGUGAGCCAGCCCUCCUUUCGCUGGAACCCAAAGGUCUGUGAGGGGGAGAACCCGCGGGAUGCUAGCAUAGGGGCGUUGGACAGUGGACACUGGCAUGCAGCUUGACAUCCGAUGCUGCGUACACUUUUCCUUCCCGUCUUCCGGAAUCCGAGGUUUUUAAUCAGGAGAACAUCAAUUAUUUCCAGGGGAAACGACUCUGAGUUUGUGAAAUUGAGCGGUCCACUAUAUAAUACGUAUCAUGUGUGGUCAUUUCAUAACUGGAUCAAUUAUAUCGUAUGUUCCGAAAUCGCAAUUACCGUUAAGUUGAAGUGAAGAGGAUCUAGUAUCCCCUCCUUGACUCUUGGGAAUAAAGAUGAUACACGGUUUUCGAAAAAAAAAAAAAAAAAAAGCACUCGUUCUUUGCUGUUGUGAAUAAAUACGCGGACCUAGCGCUUGGUUUUCCAGUUCGGGUAUGUUGUUUAUUUACCUUUAGCCUAAUCGGGCAAUUCUCAACCUCCCGAGGUCAAGAGCUAUAACAAAAGAGAUACGAAAUGCCAGUUUCUUUCUGUUAAAAUAUGUUUACAAAGAGGAAUAAGAAUAAGUUUGAGUGCUGCGCAUUGACAGCGAUUUUCAUUCUGCAAUAAAGCGUUCCCCCCACUCCAAGCACGACGCUAAGAAUCGCGUCCAGCAUUGACCGCCCAACAACAACCAGACGAAGUGUCUAAAUUGUUGGCGCCCAAAGGCCCCUUUCAACCAGCCAGUAUUAUUAUUUAGCAAAGGUUAACGCGUCUAGUUUGGGGAUUCUUUCACUACUGUUCCCCCCCAGUCCUAAAUAGCGGCGUUGUUUUGAUUUUGCCAAUUGGACGAUCUGCUGUCCGCGCGGAAAUAUAUAUGUCUCCUGCACCCCAGGUUUUAACGGGUCUUUUGCCUAAAUCAUAAUUCGCUCAGCUUCCUUUGUCCAGUCUGGGCGAGAAAAUUCAUGGGGAAAAAGAGAGUGCAUGCAUAGUUGUUAGGGAGCUUUUGUUGUGUGAACUACCUGACAUUCUACAGGGCAAUUAUUACGCGUCACUGUGGUUGAAAGCAAAGGGUGGUGACGGGAGUAAGACUAUAUAUCAAUUUCCACUCUUUUGCUGUGGAAAUAUGAACUAAGAGGCUGGUGCAGGGAGAUUGAGAUUCGCAUUCCUCUAUGAUUUUGUUUCUUGACCCAAUAAAAAACCAUUAAGUGUCACGGAACAGUCGCAGGUGUCAGUUCCAGUCACGGAAGGGUACCAUGGCCGCUAAAAAUAAUUGCCCGGCCAGCAGGCGAAAUCACAGUCCAUAUUCUCCAGCACCGGCGGAGAGCAAUAGCAGGCAGACAGGAAAUGCUGCAGGAAGCAUUAUCUCAUCACGACCAGUUCUCAUGGAACCGCGAACACCGUCGAGAAAAGCGAAGGUUGCGAAAAGAGUGCGCUUUUCAGACCCAGGUCCUCCCGUUGAAUCGUUAUCCAGUUACAUAGAUAACAGCCUGUCAACUGGUUUAACCCCAGCGAUCAAACGGACGAGGAUUGAAUCUCAGGACUCCCCAUCCUCCAGAGAACGUAAUGCCAAAAAUCUGCGUCGCCGUCGCUCAGAACCCACUCCGCGGGCAGACAAUAAUGGAUUAAAGUAUGAAUUGCCGGAGCUGCCAUCUGAGACACAAACGUUCCAGUUUUUGCCGUUUAGUGCAAUACUUGAUCCCAGAGCUAGACGGCGCAUUGCGCGGUUUGGGCUUAGUGAAGAGAUGAAUUACAUUAUGCAGAGGAAAAAGGAGGAAGAGAAAGCGGAAAAGGCCAGAGAAGAGGAGCUGAUGAACCUGCGCCGAGAAUUAAGCGCCCUAAGAGAAGUGAAAACCGAAGCUCAGGACGACAGCGUACCCCGUACCCCGGAAAGAGUUAGAGAGUUGUCUAGGGCACGACAGAGAAUUGAGGAAUUGGAGGCGCUCUUGAGGAGGUAUGAGGACUCAGCGCGCGCGGAUAGUCCAUGGAUGUCUCAAACUGCAAACGAGGAUGAGGAGAUGAUAUUUAUCGGUGAUGACCUGACAACGAUGGACAAUGAGAUGCUCACCACUUCAUCAAGUCCCAUUCCUCCUUCCCGCUUUACUCCGAGCCACUUACGCACAUCCGACGCGUCGACACAGGUUGCUCUUCAAGACAAAGAGCAGGAGGCAGAGAACAACUCUCUAAAUGCGCAACUCCACAAUAUGAGACAGGAAAAGCGCGCCCUUUUCAGGGAAUGGCGCGCGCUUGUUGGCUCCAAUGAAGCGGGUGCAAGGGACCGACCCCCACUUGACAGCGCUCUAGACAGUCCAGCUUCCCCACCACCAAACUUUUUGCCUCAAAUCGCCACUACUUUACGCAAAGCCCUAUCUCAAGAAUCUCGAGCUAUUAAAGCACUGGAAAAUGUAGCGAAAGACCUCUCUGGGCACGGUUUUUAUGGUACCAGCGCAUCUGAAAUACUCGCAAAUAUGGGUGCCCGAUUUCGUCAAGCCAGAAUUGCACUCGAACGAGCUGUGCCUGGCGAGACUGCGAAUGGAGAUCUAACCAAUUGGAAGCAAAUUAUUGACAUGCUUGUCCAGAGAAUAAACAUCUUGGUCCAGGAUCUUGCGUCGACCAAGGAACAAGUUUCUGGUUGUGAAAAUCGAGAAGCAGCGCUGCGAAAUCAGUUUAAUAUGACAUUACAUCGCUUGGAACAGGCAAGUAAGAAGAACAAGACACUCGAGGAAGCCAGUGAUUCUAUGGCAGAAGACCUGAUGCACGUUCGGAUGAAGAUGCAGAAGUUAGAGCAAGACAUGAGUGUCUUAGAAACCGACAAGGCCCGCCUCAACAACGCAAUUGAAAGAUAUAGAGCUGAUCUCAAGAUCCUGGAAGAGCUGAAUAUGAAGCUCGAAGAUGAUACUAUCUCCUCCAUGCAAAAAGUCACCGAGCUUGGACAAGCGAACUCGGCCUUGAUGGAGGAAAACGAGCGGUUCAAGCAAAAGAUCACUGAGCUCGAACAAAGCGAGGUCGACCAAGGAGCCAUCCGUGAAGAGAUGCAGAGGUUACUCGAACAGCGCACAGCAGAGCUAACGUCUCUCGAAUCGAAGAUCGAACAACUAAAAUCCGAACACGACCAAGCCAUCACUUCCCAGUCAAGCAGCCAUGAGAAACAAAUGGGCGCAAUAAACGUCCGUGUUUCGUUGCUCACCAAUGCAUUGAAUGAGGCCCAAUCGGAACUACACACCCUACGUGCGGAUAAGACACGCUUGCAGAUACGACUAAACUCUCUACAACAGCUAUUUUCUCGGGAGACCAUUCAUGCCGCGAAGGAAAGGGCCAGCGCCACCGUCCAGGAACUCAUGGAAUGGGAACGAGGAAUGUCCGCUUUAUACGCUAGCGGUAUUGGUAGCCCGCAGAGUCAGAAUGGUGGACAGAAAGAUAGUCCUGACGGCAAUGGCUAUCGUAGCAUCACGAAUGAUAAUAGGGAUGGGUUCGCGGCUAUUGGGAGCGAACCGAUUACACCUUCUUGCGAUAGGUAUGUGAAUGUGGAGAUCCACCGAGGGAAGAAAAGGAGGAGAAGACGCCCGGAUUCUGCGAUUCAUAUUGUAGAAGAAGAGGCGGAUGGGGAAGGUGAGGAUGGUUUUGAAGAUUCCGGUAUUGCGGACAGGUCAUAGUUAAGGGAACAUGGUUACACGCUGCACUGUCAGUUCACGUUCCUUUGUUAUUUUAUUUGAUAUCUCAUUUGUCUUCUUUUGGGUGUUGGCAGCCAUUUCCCCUCUUUCAUUAUUCCAUAAUCUACUUUGGUCAUCUUGUCAUACUAUAUAUGCUGGAAUAUUUGUAUUGGGAUUCCUUACAAUUCUGUGCUUCUUUCUGUUACUUCUGGAUAUGUACGCAAUGUCAGGAUAUAGAUAUCGUACAAUAUAGUAGCCUUCUUUAAUUCGCCAGCGUUCCAGCUGAUUAUCUCGGGGGUCCAUCGUGUCCUUGAAUGGCAAUAGCAGUAGCAGAGUACAACUUGCG